Molecule: messenger RNA, 2888 nt
Organism: Lotus japonicus
Lineage: Eukaryota; Viridiplantae; Streptophyta; Magnoliopsida; Fabales; Fabaceae
Product: probable galactinol--sucrose galactosyltransferase 5
Exons: 4
Coding region: 305-2650 (781 amino acids)
Molecular function (GO): galactinol-sucrose galactosyltransferase activity
Source: RefSeq, a predicted model, not a curated record
CACUCUUCCCUCCUUUGUUCAUCAAAACAAAAACAGCAACUCUUGAUUCACUUCAUCAUUAACACAAUCACAAACACCAAAUCAAAUCAAACACUUCCCUUACUACUAGCACAAAUUACCAAACAAAAUCUACUCAUAUUCUUUCAUCAUUUUAGCACAUCAAAUCUCUAUAUCACUACCCUAAUUUCCUCUCCUCUCCCACAAUAUAAACACCAUUCUUCUCCUUCAUUCUCACACACAAACACUUCACAAUAUACAACAUUCAUUCACAUUCAACCUUUCAUUUUACCUUCAACACCAAAAAAUGGCUCCCAAUUUGAGCAAACAAUCCCCCACCAUCACCAAACACAUGAAUGGCUUCAACCCUUCACCCUUCACCCUUGAAGAGUCAACCCUAAAAGUCAACGGCCACGUCAUCCUCUCCGAUGUUCCCAAAAACAUCACCACCACCCCAUGCACCUACUCCUCCUCCACAACCUCCACCGGCUGCUUCCUCGGCUUCCACGCCACCAAGCCCCACAGCCGCCACGUGGCACCUCUGGGGAAACUCAAAAACAUCAACUUCACCAGCCUCUUCCGGUUCAAGGUCUGGUGGACCACCCUCUGGGUCGGGUCAAACGGCCGAGACCUCGAAACCGAAACCCAGUUCCUCAUGCUGAAGAAUUCGGACCCUGAACCGGGUUCCGAUUCGGGUUCGGGUCGACCCUAUGUUCUCUUCGUCCCCAUCAUCGAAGGUUCAUUCAGAGCAUCACUCCAAGGCUCCGGCGACGACACCGUCGAGGCCUGCGUGGAAAGCGGGUCGACCAAGGUCACCGGAGAUUCCUACUCCGCCGUGGUGUACCUCCACGCCGGCGACGACCCAUUUUCGCUGGUGAAAGAAGCGAUGAAGGUGGUUCGGACCCAUCUCGGAAGCUUCAACCUCUUGGAAGACAAGACCCCGCCGGGGAUCGUCGACAAGUUCGGGUGGUGCACGUGGGACGCGUUCUACCUCACGGUGCACCCUCGCGGCGUUCUGGAAGGCGUGAAGGGGUUGGUGGAAGGUGGUUGUCCGCCGGGGAUGGUGCUGCUCGACGACGGGUGGCAGUCCAUUGGUCACGACUCCGACCCGGUGACGAAGGAAGGGAUGAACCACACGGUGGCGGGGGAGCAAAUGCCGUGCCGGUUGAUAAAGUUUGAAGAGAAUUACAAGUUCAGAGACUAUGGAAAAGAGGGUGAGAAGAAGGGGUUGGGUGCGUUUGUGAAGGAGUUGAAGGAGGGGUUUGAGACGGUGGAGUAUGUGUAUGUUUGGCAUGCGAUGUGUGGGUAUUGGGGUGGAGUGAGGCCUGGUGUGGAGGGGUUGCCGGAGGCGGUGGUGGAGACUCCUCUGUUGUCGCCGGGGUUAAAGGGGACCAUGGAGGAUUUGGCGGUGGAUAAGAUGGUGAGUCAUGGGGUUGGAGUGGUCCUGCCUCAGUUUGUGGAUUUGAUGUAUGAAGGACUUCACUCACACUUGGAAGCUUCUGGGGUUGAUGGGGUCAAGGUUGAUGUCAUGCAUUUGCUAGAGCUGGUGGCUGAGAAAUAUGGUGGCAGAGUUGAUUUGGCAAAGGCAUAUCACAAGGCUUUCGCAGCUUCAGUGAGGAAACAUUUCAAAGGCAAUGGUGUCAUUGCCAGCAUGGAGCACUGCAAUGAUUUCAUGUUGCUAGGAACUGAAACCAUAUCCCUUGGUCGUGUUGGUGAUGAUUUCUGGCCAACCUGUGACAACAGUGGUGACCCAAAUGGCACAUUUUGGCUGCAAGGGUGUCACAUGGUGCACUGUGCCUACAACAGUUUGUGGAUGGGGAACUUCAUCCACCCAGAUUGGGACAUGUUCCAGUCCACACACCCUUGUGCUGCUUUUCAUGCUGCCUCAAGAGCCAUUUCUGGUGGACCAAUCUAUGUCAGUGACAAAGUUGGGAGUCACAACUUUGAACUCCUCAAGACUUUGGUCUUGCCUGAUGGGUGCAUCCUGAGAUGUGAGCACUAUGCACUCCCCACUAAGGACUGUCUCUUUGCUGAUCCUCUCCAUGAUGGCAAAACAAUGCUCAAGAUAUGGAACCUCAACAAGUACACUGGAGUUCUUGGGGUAUUUAACUGCCAAGGAGGAGGUUGGUCUCGUGAGCAUAGAUCCAACAAAGGUGCUGCUGAGUUUUCUCAUCUGGUAUCAACCAAGAUCAGCAUCCAAGACAUUGAGUGGAACAGUGGUAAGAACCCAAUCUCCAUUGAAAAAGUCCAACUUUUCGCCUUGUAUUUCAGCAAAGCAAAGAAGCUCCUCCUCUCAUCACCAUCCGACCGCGAAGAAAUCUCAUUGGAGCCAUUCGAUUUCGAGCUCGUAACGGUUUCCCCUGUUGUCACUGCCUCCUUGGCUUCCAAGUCUGUGCAGUUUGCUCCUGUUGGUUUGGUGAAUAUGCUCAACACUGGUGGAGCAAUUCAAUCCUUGGAUUUUGAUGAGGCUCAGAAUUUGGUUCAAGUUGGAGUAAGAGGCACAGGAGAGAUGAGAGUGUUUUCUUCAGAGAGACCAAGUGCUUGUAGAAUUGAUGGGAAAGAAGCUGAUUUUGAAUAUGAAGGUUCCAUGGUCAUUAUUCAAGUACCUUGGCCUAGCUCUUCCAAGUUGUCAUAUGUUCAGUAUAUAUUCUGAGCAUGGGAUUGACUCAGAUAUAUAAUUAUUAUUAUUAUUCAGUUUUUUUUUUCAUUGUGAACAAUGUUAAGGGUCUUUUUUUAUCCCUUAUUUGCUUUGCAUGACUGAUAACUUGCUUUCUAGUUUUACUCUUCACUGAGAGGGAAGCAACUGAGUUAUUGGAUUAUUGUAUCUAUGAUCAAACUUCAAAGCAUGUUUCUUUCUUUUUUAAAUGAAUGUCAUUUUUUUUCUUUUUCUC